AUGGAUACUGCUUCGAGAGCUAAUGGAAAGCCAUGUAAUAUCUAUCCCUACUUGAGAGAUUGGAUGAUAGAAGCAGGGUUUGAGGACGUGCAACAGUUUGUCUACUUUCUCCCUUACUCGCCAUGGCCUAGAGAUCUUUAUAUCAAGGAAAUCGGGAGAUAUCAGCUCGUCCAGGCACAACAAGCCGUUGAAGCGUACUCCAUGCGGCUUUUCACAGAUGUUCUAGGUUGGGGAGAAGAUGUGUCUAAGAUAUUCCCGGCUCAGGCUAAACAUCAGCUUCUUGAUAAGAACAUGCAUGCUUAUGUGAAGGAGUAA
Messenger RNA from Penicillium angulare, 315 nucleotides. RefSeq lists its product as uncharacterized. The record is from RefSeq and is a predicted model, not a curated record. Bases 1 to 315 code for a protein of 104 amino acids. Lineage: Eukaryota; Fungi; Ascomycota; Eurotiomycetes; Eurotiales; Aspergillaceae. The transcript has a single exon.